UAUAUAUAUAAAUUCACUUCCAACGUUCCCACCAUCAAUCUGAUACCUACUAUUUUUCUCUUCUCAAGAACUUCCCAGCUUGCUUUCGUAACCAUUAAUUAUUUCAUUGGUUCUGAUAUUAAGUACACAAAAAAUGGGAGUUGGAGAGUACUGGUCUGACUUCAUGGGUAGUGGCAACCAUCAACAGUACAACAUCAAGAACAAAAAGCAAUUUCAGACCGUAGAGUUGAGGGUGAUGAUGGAUUGUGAGGGCUGUGAGCUCAAGGUUAAGAAAGCUCUCUCUUCAUUAGAUGGAGUGAAAUCGGUGGAGAUAAACAGGAAACAGCAGAAAGUGACAGUAACUGGUUAUGUGGAACCAAACAAGGUCCUAAAGAAGGCCAAGUCAACAAAGAAGAAGGCUGAGAUUUGGCCUUACGUGCCUUACAACAUGGUGGCUCAUCCUUACACUGUUCAAGCUUAUGACAAGAGGGCUCCUCCGGGGUAUGUGAGAAGAGUGGACUACUUUGCCACCGUUGGAACCGUGACAACAUAUGAAGAUCCUUACACCACCAUGUUUAGUGAUGAAAACCCAAAUGCAUGUUCUAUCAUGUAGACAUACAUGCACUAGACACUUAGAUUAUUAUUAUUAUAAGAAAAAUAAAACAAGUGGUGUUUUACUGUUUUUGGCACGGGCAUGUAAAUUUUUCAAGUCCAAAAUUUAGUUUAUUUUGUUUUAAGGUAUUUGCUAUAGUGUAUACUGUGUAGUGUAUACAUUGAGAGGAUGUGAAGAGACGUUGUUGCAGUGUGUAGUCUUGAUGUUUGGGACUUGAAUUUGGGUUUGGUUGUUACUUGUUUAGGGAGGCAACCUUUGAUUUGAUGAGUUAUGUUGUUUCAGAUUCAGAGACUUUACGUAUGAUUUGUGAUCUUCUUUGUUUUCAA
Molecule: messenger RNA, 918 nt
Organism: Cajanus cajan (pigeon pea)
Lineage: Eukaryota; Viridiplantae; Streptophyta; Magnoliopsida; Fabales; Fabaceae
Product: heavy metal-associated isoprenylated plant protein 23
Molecular function (GO): metal ion binding
Source: RefSeq, a predicted model, not a curated record